Salarias fasciatus (jewelled blenny) is the source of this 3603-nucleotide messenger RNA. RefSeq names its product CD109 antigen-like. The coding region runs from base 1 to 3603 and encodes 1200 amino acids. The record is from RefSeq and is a predicted model, not a curated record. The transcript has 27 exons. Gene Ontology annotation, cellular component: extracellular region. NCBI's taxonomy places the organism in Eukaryota, Metazoa, Chordata, Actinopteri, Blenniiformes, Blenniidae. Gene Ontology annotation, molecular function: endopeptidase inhibitor activity.
AUGAACAGGAUGUGGACUCUGGUCGCGUCUUUGGAGGUUGUGUGUUUUACUGUGCUUGGAUCGGCAGAAGAUUCACCCAGUUCCACCUUGUUUCUGAUCGCGGCUCCAGACGUGCUGCAUGCUGGGACGAACACCUCACUGGCUCUCACCGUUUUCUCCGACUUCCCAGGGAGAGUGACAGCUGAGGUGGCUCAUCGGGACUCCAGAGUGUCCCAAACACAGGACUUCCGAGGAGGUUUGACCAGUGUCCUCACGCUUCCUCCUAGCUCCCCGCUCACUCUGACGGUGAGCGGCUACAGAGGAGAGACUCUGGUUUUCACCGGCUCCACCACCGUCGGCUUCAGCCUCAGGAGCGUCUCGUCCUUCAUCCAAACCGACCGGUCGCACUACGAGCCGGGCGACACCGUCAGAGUCCGAAUCGCGUCCGUCCAGCUGGACAAUCGUCCGUAUGACGGCGUGCUGCAUUUCACAGCGCUGCAUCCCAGUGGGAAUGUGGCUGAAAGCUGGGCGUCCGCAGGACGUCAGGGGAUUGUGCUGAAGGACUUCAGUCUGCCUGAAGCAGCUCCUGUUGGACAGUGGACCAUCAAAACCACAAUGAAUGGUGUGACUGAUGAGUCCGUCUUCACUGUGGGACAUUCUGAGCGUCCUCAGUUUGACGUCCUGAUCAAGACGCCUCCGCAGAUCCUCGCUGGAGACGGCGUUUCGGGAUCCCUCAGCGUCUCUCGAUACGACGGGAAGCCUCUCGCCUCCGAGGACCGGAUGCUCCCUGUCGUAGCUGAAAUCACCCAGACUACAUCCGCACUCACAAAUGAGUCUGAAACUCUGACAUUUCCAGCACCCGAGGACGGGAAUGUCCAAAUUAAGUUUCGAUUACAAGAUCAAGUCGUGUCUCUUUCUAUUCGGGCCAGAUUCCAGUCGGGUGAGGAGACGCUGACAGUCGACGCCGACGCCUCUCCAAGUGGCUCCUACAUUCAGAUCUCGCCCGUCAACGAUUCACCUGCUCUGGUGAGCUCCAGGCGUCAAGUGGUUACAGCCGGGACCAGGAACUCUUCGUCUCUCUCUCUGACCCCGGCUCUGUCCUGGUCCCCUGAGGCCUGUGUCACCGUCUACUGCGUCCUCUCAGACGGAGAGGUUAUCAGCGACAGCGUGCACGUCCCCAUCAGUCAGCACAGCUCCCUGUCUCUGACCUGGAGCGGUGACAGAGCGCGCCCGGGCCGGCUGGUCUCCCUCACCCUGAGCGCCCUUGAGCCCGGCGCCAAGGUGGGAGUCGUCGUGACGGGUCGACACGACGACCCGCCUCCGCGGUCGGAUCUGGAUUUGAAAGUGGAGCCGAAAUGUGACCUUCGGAUGUUGACAAAUGCAAGACUGAAUCCGAAGAAUCAGCCUGAUGGAUCUGAAACCGGGAUUUCAGAGGACGGCGUCCUGACGGUGCAGAAGUACUGGAGCCCCUGGAUGAACGCUGCUGAGCCUUUGCUGUGGUUAGACACUGACGUGAGCGGCGAGACGUGGACCAGCGAGGACAUAACGGUGCCUGACGGCGUCACUUCUCUGAGGGCUUUGGCUCUGGAGAUGUCUGAAAACCUGGGUCUGAUUUUCACACCCGUUCCAUCGCAGCUGGCUGUGUCCAAGGACUUCUCCUUGUCUCUGGACGUCCCGCCGCAGCUCAUCAGAGGAGAGGAGAUCGUGCUGGAAGUGAACGUCGUCAACCAUCUAGAGGAGUACAUCGACGUCAUUGUGCUCAUAGCACAAAGUGAGACUUUCGAGUUUGUUUUGUCAAGGAGAAGCAACUUGUCUGUUAUAAACGCCCAGAAACUCACCUUAGGGAGUCACAGGUCUGCUGCAGCCCGGUUCCCAAUCAGGCCUUUGUCUCUCGGGGACGUGGAAAUCGCAGUGGAUGCCGUCUCUGCAGAGGCGUCAGAAAGCCUUGUUCGGAGAAUAACGGUGAAGCCUGAGGGGGUCGAACAGUUCUCCUCACAGACCCUGUUUCUGGAGCUGGACCCAGCGAGGAACUUCAGCUCCACACCCGUCUCCUUCUCCUUCCCGCCAGAUGUGGUGCCGGGCAGCCAGAGGGCCCAUGUGGCGUUGGUUGGUGAUGUCUUGGCUUUGUCCAUCAACAACAUGGGCUCGCUGGUUCAGAUGCCUCUGGGUUGCGGAGAGCAGAAUAUGAUCCAUUUUGCUCCGAGUGCUUAUUUUCUCCACUACCUCAACAUGUCGAGCAACGAUGACGAAGAGAUCAGGAGCACAGCUCUGAGCUAUCUGAAAGACAGCUAUCGGAAGCAGCUGUUGUACCGACGAGACGAUGGUUCCUUCAGUGGUUUUGGAAGCAGGGACGCCUCUGGGAGCACAUGGCUGACAGCCUUUGUGCUGCGAUGCUUCAUCUUGGCUAAACCCUACAUGCACAUAGACCAGAAGGUCUUGGACUCGGCCCGGACUUGGCUCAUACAACGCCAAGGACCCGACGGGGAGUUCAGCGAGGCCGGCAGGGUGAUCCACACCCAGAUGCAGGAGGGAAUCGAUCGAGAUUCAGUCGCUCUCACUGCUUAUGUCCUGGUGGCUCUUCUGGAGGAUGGAACCUUUGCUCCAGCCCACGUGACUCUGGCCCAGACGUACCUGGAGAACAAGGUGUCGGGCGGAGGAGUCAGUAACUACAGCCUGGGCCUGGCUGCGUACGCUUUAGCCCUGACCGGCAGUCCCGUCACUGUUACUGUCCUCGAUGAACUCAACAGGAGAGCCGACGACACAGAUGGAGUCAAGAUGUGGAGCACAUCUCCCGGUUCAAGUUCUCAUGAGCAGCAGUGGCAUUCGAGCCAGAUCGAGAUGGUCUCCUACGUCCUGCUGGCCCAGCUCAGCCGUGGCGGUUUUGUUGAAGGCAUCGCUCUCAUGAAGUGGUUAACCAGGCAGCUCAGCUCUUUCGGGGGCUUCGGGACGACGCAGGACACGGUGGUCGCCCUCCAGGCUCUGGUCUGCUAUGCCGUGUAUAGCGGCGCAGACACCAUUGAACUCAACUUCAACAUUUCCGCCCCGUCGUCUUCUUUCACGUCUCUUUUUCAUAUCGACUCCACCAACUACCGAGAGCAUCAGAGCCGAGAGGUGCGCUCAUUAAAGGACAGCGAGGCGAUUCCCAGAACGGGGAUGGUCAUCAUGGACGUCUGCAUGCUCAGCGGUUUCGCUCUUUCUCCUGGAGCUGCCGCUUCAGCAGAGCUCAUCAGGAAGGUGGAGAUAAAACCUGACAAGAUCAGCUUAUAUCUGGAUUCAAUUACCAAGUCACAAGUUUGCAUCCAACUUCCGAUUGUCAGGAAGUUCAAAGUGGCUCGCACACAGGACGCCGCGGUGCUGGUUUAUGACUACUAUGAACCCACGAGGAGGGCAACAGCUUCGUACAACUCCCCCGAGCUCCACGCCGCCGACUCCUGCUUCUUCUGUGGCGAAGGCUGCUUCGACUGUUUCCCAGGAUUCACCAUCACCGUCUCCUCCCUGCAGUCUCAGUCCGCCGAGGGCAGCGCUGUGAAGCUCGCCGAGGGCGUGCUGGACUCGCAAAAGUGGAAGAGCUGUGAGGAGAAAGAGCCAAAAACACAGGACAGAGUCAUCGAAGGCAAAAAGUAG